CCUCAGGAGAAGCUAUGACUUGGAACGACACCACUAUGGACGGGGAAGGGUUGCUGGUGGAAAGGGACUCUUCCUUUAGGAUCCUCACAGGCUGCUUCCUCUCUUUGCUGAUCCUCUCCACACUGCUGGGAAACACGCUGGUCUGUGCAGCUGUCAUUAGGUUUCGCCACCUCAGGUCCAAAGUCACCAACUUUUUUGUCAUCUCCUUGGCUGUGUCAGACCUUUUGGUGGCAGUUUUGGUAAUGCCGUGGAAAGCUGUGGCUGAGAUUGCUGGUUUCUGGCCUUUUGGUUCAUUUUGCAAUAUUUGGGUGGCCUUUGAUAUUAUGUGCUCAACAGCCUCCAUCUUAAAUCUCUGUGUCAUCAGUGUGGACAGAUACUGGGCCAUCUCCAGCCCAUUUAGGUAUGAGAGGAAAAUGACCCCCAAGGCAGCCUUCAUCCUGAUCAGCGUGGCGUGGACUUUGUCUGUGUUGAUUUCCUUCAUCCCUGUGCAGCUGAAUUGGCACAAGGCUACAACCACAAGCCUUUUGGACCUCAAUGCCAGUUUACAAGGCAUAAGCAUGGACAACUGUGAUUCUAGCUUAAACAGGAUGUAUGCCAUCUCCUCUUCUCUAAUUAGCUUCUAUAUACCUGUGGCCAUCAUGAUAGUAACUUACACGAGGAUAUACAGGAUUGCUCAGAAGCAAAUACGACGCAUCUCAGCUUUGGAGAGAGCAGCAGUGCAUGCCAAGAACUGCCAGAACACGAGUGGCACCAGAAGCAGUAUGGACUGCCAGCAACCAGAGAGCAACUUCAAAAUGUCCUUCAAGAGGGAAACGAAGGUUUUAAAGACUUUGUCAGUGAUCAUGGGGGUGUUUGUUUGCUGCUGGUUGCCAUUCUUUGUUUUGAACUGCAUGAUUCCCUUCUGUGAGCCUACCGAACCGUCCAAGGGAGCAGAAGCUUUCUGCAUUAACUCCACAACCUUUGAUGUUUUUGUUUGGUUUGGGUGGGCUAAUUCUUCCCUCAACCCCAUAAUUUAUGCCUUCAAUGCUGAUUUCCGCAAGGCUUUUUCAACCCUGCUGGGAUGCUACAAGCUCUGCCCUAUAUCUGGCAAUGCUAUAGAGACUGUUAGUAUUAACAAUAAUGGAGCAGCUGUUUUUUCGAGCCAACAUGAGCCCAAAGGGUCCAGCCCCAAAGAGUCUAAUCUGGUUUAUCUAAUUCCACAUGCAAUUAUCUGUCCGGAAGAAGAACCUCUCAAAAAGGAAGAAGAGGGUGAGCUAUGUAAGACCUUGGAGAAAAUGUCUCCAGCACUGUCAGGUAUCUUGGAUUAUGAAGCCGAUGUUUCUUUGGAGAAGAUCAAUCCCAUCACACAAAAUGGGCAGCACAAAACCUGAGCAGUAAGGUUUACCCAGCAAGACCUAAUAGUGUA
This is a messenger RNA of Calypte anna (Anna's hummingbird), 1405 nucleotides long. RefSeq names its product dopamine receptor D1 (gene DRD1). Gene Ontology annotation, cellular component: plasma membrane. Lineage: Eukaryota; Metazoa; Chordata; Aves; Apodiformes; Trochilidae. The record is from RefSeq and is a predicted model, not a curated record. The coding region runs from base 15 to 1370 and encodes 451 amino acids. Gene Ontology annotation, biological process: adenylate cyclase-activating adrenergic receptor signaling pathway; G protein-coupled dopamine receptor signaling pathway; vasodilation. Gene Ontology annotation, molecular function: G protein-coupled receptor activity; dopamine neurotransmitter receptor activity, coupled via Gs. The transcript has a single exon.